CAGAGACAAGCGAGAGGAGAGAGGACAUCUCCUCGUUCAGUCUGCUCAGUGUCUGAGACAAUCUUUCACCAAGCUGGACGUCUGUGUUGCUUUCCUGCUUUUAAGGUGUUUAUCUAAAAAGAGACUCUGGAUAAAUAUGGACUCCAGCAGGAAAACAGUCCCAGUAAAACUCCUGGUUUUGGGAGCCCACAACACUGGAAAAACAGCGCUGUGUGUUCGUUUCAUCACCAAACGCUUUAUAGGAGAAUACGACCAUAAGAAGGAGGUGACUUAUAGAUGUAACCGGGUGGUGGAUCAGGAGGCUGUGGAGCUGGAGAUUUUGGACUUGCCCUUUAAGGAGAGCUCUGCAGCUUCUCUGGAGUCGUCCAUCUGCUGGGCUGAUGGUUUUCUGCUGGUCUACUCCAUCACUCAGCGCUUCAGCUUCACAGAAAUCCCACGACUGAAGACUUUCAUCGACAAAACCAAACAUGGUCUUGGUGUUCCUACUGUUCUGGUCGCCAACAAAACAGAUCUGGAGAUUGGAAGGGAGGUGACGAUGGAGGAAGGACAGAAGAUGGCCAAAGAUCUACGAUGUGGUUUCAGAGAGCUGUCAGUGGCUGAAACGGUCCUAGCAGUGGAAGCAGCUGUGUUUCAGCUCAUCAGGCUGGUGGUGGACCAGCAGCGCCCUCUGCCUGACCGUCGCUCCUACAUGCUGACAGUUCGCCACGCUCUGAGCAGGAAGCUUACUCGGUCCAAGACCAUGCAGUGGUGACCGCGGCAGACUCACAAACCAAAGGUUCUGGGAACGUUCUCCAGACUGACGGAAGGUGAAUCAGCGAGAUGCUUCAUUUACAUCUCACUUAUCUACUGGGAUCUUUAGAUCUGACCUCUGCUUCACUGUCGACCCCUAACCCUGAAUCAGAAAUAAAAUGUGUCUCUUCUCCAGCAGGGGGGAGCAAAGUCUAGUCAUUUCACCUGCUGCAGGUUUCACACAAUCUGAAAACACACAUCUGGGUCAAACGCCCUUGGUGUGGACAGAGCCGAGUGGCCUGACCUCAACCCUCUGGAUCAGCGAGAAUCCAAAGACGUCCCUAGAGAAAAAAAAAGCAGGAAAGAGAUGAAGCGGAUUCACACGAGUGGCUUUUUUUGGAGGCCAGCUUCAUGAUCUGAGCACAAAUAUUUCACACAGAAGCACAAAAGCCCUGGAGGGGAUGAGUUGAACCUGUUUCUGAAGUUCAUCUGUCAGAUUGUGAGUGAAGCAGCUGCUGGAGAGUGGAGAUGAUGUAACAUCGUGUAGAGAAUGAAGCUGGCUUUCAUUACAGCUUUGGCGUUACUCGACUGUGUCCCCGCGCGUCUGCACCAGCUUCUCGCCUUUCUUUGAACUCCUGAACUUCAUGAUCACAGAGAGAGAAUAAGACCCGAGUGUGGCAGGAAAGGAAAAACACUGUGGCUUCUUUGUCAUUUUAAUAGUCUAGAAGAAGCAGACAAAAGCAAGAUUUGAGUCAUUUUGCUGCAGCCGCACCGAGAGGACAACCUCUAGCUAUUUGUUAGGGCAUCAAAUUGGAGGUGUGCUUACCGCUUUAACCAGUUGUCAUACAUCUGUUGCCCCACCCUGCUAACCACAGGGCCCUUUUGGCUCGUUUUUAUAAACACAAGAUGAUUUUAACCUCCAGUCCUUCACACUCACCAGAACUACUGCCUGAUUUUUGGGCCUGUAGUCAUGUGGAGAGUGGAGGACCCAUCACUGACUCACUGCCCAUCUCCCCUAUGAUCCAGCCUUGACUGGAUCAGGGAGACACAUCAGGAGGAUGUUGAUCAAGCAAAGGUGACGACAUCACGCCUGUCACCAAGGAGAUUAAAGGUCAGGACCCCAAGUCAGCUUUUUUUUGCCUCAGAAUAGAAGAUGAGUCAUACCUGCAUCACUAUGCUGACAGCCAAUCAGACACUGGCAGACAGAACACACAUCAACAGGUGACCAGCCAAUCACUGAGCUUAAAGUAGACUAAGCUAUCCUGAUGGUAUGACUGUGUCUGUAUGUGUGUUCCAACAUGAUGUGACUUUGUUUGUUCAUUUAUCAUCAGAUUUCUGCCUCACUUAUCAAAGAGACAUUUUCAGUUAGUUAGUUGACAAUGGUUUAAUUUGUACGAGUUCUCAGCAGCAGGGAAGCACAACCCGUCUUCUCUCCAGCGAUCUCCACCAGCUCCUCUGGUGGAGCCUCUCCAGCACGUCCUGGGUCAGCCGUGGGGUCUGCUGCCAGCAGGACAAUCCCAAAACACUUCUCCUGAGAAGGAUUCAGACCAAAAACCAUCUCAAAUUGCUCAUUUUGAUAUGGAGCAGCAGCACCUCUUCUAGUGCCUUUACUCACCUCCUUGGAGAUAAAUUGGUAUCGGGCUAGGUUUAGGGUUAGCUCAGAGCUGUAUCAACCCUCAAAACCAGAAUCAUUGCAUCUCUAUGAAAAGUGUUCUUCGGUAUGUGGUCCAGACCAAACACCAACACCAACAGACCAAACUUCUACUGCAGAAUGAGCUGAUGUUCAGUUCAGCCACCACCUUGGAGUAGACCUUCCAUGGUAGCUGGGGAGUGUGACUUUGUGAUGGUUGGAACAAUCCCUCUUGUCCCUCUUCUUAAAAAUGGACAUCACUAGUCUGCUUCACAGGCAUUGUACCCUAUCAUGCAGUGUUGCAGGUGCUUGAUAUCAAUGGAUGUCAUCAGUCUUAGGUCUCCUAGCUCUGGUUCCACCUUGGAUUACAUGUUGGUGGGACGGCAUCCUUCAACCACAUCAGCAGCUCCCUUUCUGUGAACAGUGUGAGCAAGCUGCAUGAAUAUAAAAACAAGAUCAUGGUUGGCUAAAAAAUUCCCAUGUCCUUGCUAUUUUAGCUCCACAACAAGCUCAGUUAUCCUUUAGGAUUCAUUAGGUCCUGGUGGGAAUUACUGCUGACAAUCAAAGGUCACAUCAGUUACACAACACCAGUGUGUGAGGGAGAAAAUAAAGAAGGUUGCCUUGUCUUCUAGGGCAAAGACACCUCCGUAAAGCGAUACUCUACGGGAGAAACGCAAUGCAGAAGGGGCGAAAACAGAGAAGGAGAAAGCAUCCGAUAAGAAAAACUGUAGGAAAACACUUGGGAUGGAAACAAGAAGCCAGUAGAGAAAGAGCCUGGAGAGUGAAAGGAGAUAAUUAUAUAACAAACUAUUGUUUGUAUUGAGUCUAAAACCCUUUUUAUAAAACCAUCAUACUAAAGAGUUGUGGCACCACACCCUCGACUGUCAACAAAAAAAACAGAACCACAAUACAAACUAUAGAUAAACCCUUCUGUGUGACAGGAAUCUGAACCAGUUUCAACAUUCCUCUCAUUUUAUAUUUCAAACAUAUGAAAACAGAGUUAAAGGGAGGAGGAAUGAGACUGUAGGUAGUAGGGAUGUGUAUCAGUGAAAUUAAGGCAAUACGAUACGAAUCACGAUACGGGGAGACGAUACAAUAUAUCACGAUAUAUUGCGAUACAUUCAGUCAAACGAUAUUAGCAAUUUUUUUAGACUGAAUUUAAUGUAGGAAAAUUCAACAAACAGUCCAAGCUGACACUCAACAUGUUUAACGUGACGUAUCUGAACCAUUGAGGGAUUUACAUUUCAAUGGUGGAAACAAAACCCUUUGCAAACUGCUGCCAACUAGCGGUCGGCAUUUGAAUUACACCAAAAUAAAAGAAAAUACACAAAUGUUUGCAUGUUAAUUCUUCCAAAAAUUUGAUUCACAGCUUUUGAAUAUAUUGCAGGAAAAUAUAUCACAAUAUAUUGCGAUAUCGAUAUUUUCAAUACACGGCUUUUGAAAAUCGAUAUAACAUCGUGAUAUAUUGCUAUAUGGAUAUUUUCUAACAUCCCUAGUAGGGAGGCUCAGUUAUCCUGGAAUGGAGGCUAUAUUUGCUUCAUUUCUAUUUUAUUACCAGGUUUGUUGUGUGUGUGUGUGUGUGUGUGUGUGUGUGUGUGUGUGUGUGUGUGUGUGUGUGUGUGUGUUUGGAUGGAUGGCUGUAUAGUCUCAACAAGUCAGUGACUCAAUGCCAUCUGCUGUGUUUUCUUACAAAGGAAACUUUUGUACAAAUAAACUGAAUAUUUUUUCAGUCAAGUCAAUCCCAAGUUUUCACCUUGAGAACUAAAUCAUAUUUACAUACAAAAACAUAACAAAUUCAACCAA
This is a messenger RNA of Nothobranchius furzeri (turquoise killifish), 4162 nucleotides long. RefSeq names its product ras-related and estrogen-regulated growth inhibitor. The record is from RefSeq and is a predicted model, not a curated record. Lineage: Eukaryota; Metazoa; Chordata; Actinopteri; Cyprinodontiformes; Nothobranchiidae. Gene Ontology annotation, molecular function: GTPase activity; GTP binding.